UAAUUAAGAAGCAGUAUGGCUGAUAAGGAGCAACUAAUGUUAGCCGAUUCUCUAGAAGAUCCUGGACGUGGAGCCCAGACAAAGUCAAAUCCAAACAAGUCAAAGCUACCAUGGUAUUUUGCGAGUGGUUUCCUGCUCUUCUGGGGACUCCUCUUUUUCGCUGUGGUAAUACCUCGAUUUUAUAAACUACCCACGCCGCUGACAAUGGAGGACGCAAAUAGAAAUGUAUUCAUAGCUGAAAGGGCCUACAAUAAUCUUUAUACCCUGUCCAAUAUUGGUAACAAAUUAACUGGCAGCAGGGAGAACGAGGUUGAAGCAGUCAACUUUAUAUUAAAGGAUCUAGAGGAUAUCAAGGAAGUUAUGCUAGAUGACUAUUUCGAUAUGGAAAUUGAUGUCUCACAGGUGUCUGGAGCAUUCCCGUAUAAAACCAUGCUGAACAUGUACCAAGGCGUUCAGAAUAUAGCUGUAAAAUUAUCACCAAAGGGAAGCACCAGUGAGACGUACCUCCUGGUCAACAGUCACUUUGACUCGAAACCGUUUACACCGUCUGCAGGAGAUGCAGGAUUUAUGGUAGUCACGAUGUUGGAAGUGCUGCGCGUGAUUGCAACAACAAAGGAGACCUUUGAGCAUCCGAUUGUCUUCUUGUUUAAUGGAGCUGAAGAGGGUUCAAUGCAAGCAUCUCAUGGUUUUAUCACUCAGCACAAAUGGGCGCCGUACUGCAAGGCUGUCGUUAAUCUUGAUGCUGGUGGUAGUGGGGGGCGAGAAAUUCUCUUCCAGAGUGGUCCCAAUCACGCAUGGAUUGUGAAUUAUUACAAAAACUAUGUGAAAUAUCCGUUUGCAACGACCUUGGCGGAGGAAAUAUUCCAAACAGGCAUUGUCCCGUCCGAUACAGACUUCCGACAGUUUAACAUCUAUGGAAACAUUCCAGGCUUGGACAUGGGCCAAUGUAUUAAUGGAUUUAGAUAUCACACAAUUUACGACACAAUCGAUGCGAUUCCUCGUGGAUCAGUCCAGAACACCGGCGAUAAUGUGCUCAGUGUGGUUCGCGGCUUAGCAAAUGCUCCAGAGCUGCACGACAUAAAAGCUCACCGGGCUGGACAUGCUGUAUUCUUCGACUUUCUUGGACUCUACUUCGUCCAUUAUUCAGAGACAACGGGAAUAUAUUUGAACUUUGGCGUUGCUGGUGCUGCCUUAAUUCUCAUUUUCAUUUCAAUGUGCCGCAUAACAUCUGUGUCCAAUGUUUCCCUAUUCCACGUGACUUGCUGGUUCACAUUGGUCCUGGUCGUCCAGAUUGUCUCUUUUGUCCUCGGACUUGCUCUUCCUGCUGUGGUGGCAUAUGUCUUUGACUAUUUGGGACUUUCGCUAACUUACUAUAGCACCCCGUUGCUGAUAAUCGGCCUUUAUGUGUGCCCCUCGCUGAUUGGCCUCGGCUUACCCGUAACUAUCUACCAUAGGUUGCAGCAAAACGAUAAAAUAUCAAAUGCCUACCAUCUGCAAUUGUCGCUACAUGCACAAGCCAUUAUCCUAUCGCUGUUAACUAUUGGCGCAACACUAUUUGGCCUGCGUUCAAUAUAUAUCUUAGUGAUUCCACUUAUUUUCUAUGUCUUAUCAUUGGCCUUCAACUUGUUGACAACUCUGCACGAUCGCGGAUAUGCCUGGACGGGCGUCCUUAAACUCAGCCAGGUGAUUCCUUUCCUGUAUAGCAGCUACCUCUUUUAUACACUCGUGGUAAUACUGACUCCGAUGGGUGCCCGAGCAGGCAGUGCUAGCAAUCGGGACUUGUAUGUUGCCAUAUUAGCAGCACUGGGAACUGUUCUUUCCUUCGGUUUCUUGGUUCCCCUCAUUAAUAGUUUCCGACGUCCAAGUUUAGUGAUUGUAUCUCUGUUGGCAGUCACAGCUGUCGCCAUCUACUUGGCCAGUAGCACCCAAGUUGGAUUCCCGUAUCGCCCGAGGACCAACGGACAGCGUGUUGCGUAUCUGCAAGUGCGAAACAAGUUCUACGAGUAUGACGGAACUCUCAGCAAGGACGAGUCUGGCUACUUGUUCAAUUUCCAGGAUAGACUACGAGAAAAGCCAUUCGUAGACAGAAAUGCCAAUCUGACUGGACUGGUUAGCAUUAAGUCGCUCUGCGAGGAGCACAUGAUGUGUGGCAUGCCUUUGUUUGACUAUCGCUAUGUUCAGAAUCGCCUUGAGAGCAAAUGGCUUGCCCGAUCUGCGCCCAUCGAGCCAAAAUCAUCAACAGAACUGGAAUUGGUAUCCAAAACCACAGUCAAUGCGACAAUUGUGCGCUUUGUGUUUAAGCUGACUGGACCUUCUCAUAUGAGCUUGUUCAUCCAGCCUUACGAAGACGCCAAGAUCGUCAACUGGUCAUUUUCCCUUAAUUAUCUCAAAUAUCCACCAGCAUAUCCGCUUGCGUUUCACAUAUAUUUCAGAUAUGGCAUUGACAGCUCUCCGCUUACCUUUUGCAUAGAAAUAUCGAAAUCUGAUGGCGAUUUUAAUGUACCUUUGUUUCAACUGGGAGUCUCUGGACAUUAUAUUGGAGAAAAGGGAGAUGCUGAAAGUGAGGAGUUUGCCGCAUCGUUCCCUUCCUAUUCCAUCUUAGCCACUUGGCCUGUUCUAUACCAGCGAUUUAUUUAUUAAUAAACAAAGAUAUUAAACAUUAAAAUAAAUGUGUAUAUGC
Messenger RNA from Drosophila navojoa, 2680 nucleotides. RefSeq names its product endoplasmic reticulum metallopeptidase 1-like. Gene Ontology annotation, biological process: proteolysis. The record is from RefSeq and is a predicted model, not a curated record. Gene Ontology annotation, molecular function: metalloexopeptidase activity. NCBI's taxonomy places the organism in Eukaryota, Metazoa, Arthropoda, Insecta, Diptera, Drosophilidae.